Messenger RNA from Manis pentadactyla (Chinese pangolin), 2020 nucleotides. RefSeq names its product ankyrin repeat and SOCS box containing 16 (gene ASB16). Gene Ontology annotation, biological process: intracellular signal transduction; neuronal action potential; negative regulation of delayed rectifier potassium channel activity. Gene Ontology annotation, molecular function: transmembrane transporter binding. The record is from RefSeq and is a predicted model, not a curated record. Gene Ontology annotation, cellular component: axon initial segment; membrane; synapse. Lineage: Eukaryota; Metazoa; Chordata; Mammalia; Pholidota; Manidae.
UGGCUCUGCCCAGCUGCCACUGCCCAGACCCCUGGCCCCUACCCAUGGCAGAGAAGACCUUCCCUUUCACCUCCUCCACACCGUGCGCUCUCCGCCUGCAGCGGGAGUGGGUGGAGUGGGAGGACCGGCAGCGGGCAGCGGCCCAGCAGUGCCGAACCUACAGGUGCCCCCCAGGUUCCCGGGCCCAACUCACUGGGCCUCGCCGUUCCUGCUGAGACUCUGCUGUCCACAGUGCCCUGUUCUUUGGCGACCUGCAGCAGGUCCAAGCCCUGUUCCAGGGUGAAGAGGCUGGCAACAUGACUGUGGAGACUGUGAGCCACUAGCUGGCCUGGUCAGCUGGACAGGGGUUCUGGGUGCUGACCCCCAAGACCAAGCAGACAGCACCCCUCACCAUCGUUGCUGCCCGAGGCUAUGCCGACUGUACCCGCCACCUGAUCCAACAGGACCAGGCAGCCUUGCAUGAGGCCUACGCCCAGGCCCAAUCUGACUGUGUGCAGCUGCUGCUGACCUUCGGUGCCAAGGCCAAUGUGUUGUCUGAGGAGGACACAACCUCCUUGCACCUCUGCACAGCCCCUGAGUCCUUGCAAUGCUCCAAGCUGCUGUUGGAGGCAGGAGCGACUGUGAAUGGAUGGGCAGAGCGGGACAGCAAGGUGAUGCUCCUGCAAGUGGCGGCAACGCGAGGCCUGGAGGACCACGUGGAUCUCUACCUGGAGCCGGGCGACAUGGGCCUGCGGACCAGCCAGGGCCGGAUGGCCCUGAACGCAGCGUGUGCAAGGGCGGAGGGUCCAGGUGGCGGCCGGCAGCACCAGGCAGUGGCGCGCCGGCUCCCGGAGGCGGGGGCUGAUGCCCAGGCGGCUGGGCGCAAGUGCCACACGCUGCUGUACAACGCCUGUGCCAACGGCUGUGGGGGCCUAGCGGAGCUGCUGCGCUCCACAGGGCCUGCGCUGGACCAGCAGGGUGAGCCACACUCCCAUGGACUGCGCUGCAUCCUGCAAGCAGUCCAGGACACCCCCAACGGGGAGCCUGGGGUCCUCUUCACAGUGCUGUUGGACUAUGGGGCCCAGCCUGUCUGCCCUGAGAUGCUGAAACACUGUGCCAACUUCCCGUGGGCCCUGGAAAUUCUGCUUAAUGCCUACCCUUGUGUCCCAUCCUGUGAUACCUGGGUCGAGGCAGUGCUCCCAGAGCUGUGGCAGGAGCAUGAAGCCUUUUACAUCUUGGCCCUGUGCAGGGUGAACUAGCCCAGGAAGCUACAGCAUCUGGCCCGGCUGGCUGUGCGUGCUCAGCUGGGUAGCCGCUGCCAAUAGGCUGCUGCCCACCUACCACUGCCCCUGCUCCUUAGGGACUAUCUGCUGCAGUAUGCAGAGGGGUGCAUCCAGUGACCUUCAUGUCAGGCUGCUCCAGAGCUUGUCCUGUGCCCUCCAUCUGUCAUCCCUCCCACCCAACCCUGGCCCUCUUGUUCACAUUCCGCAUGCCCUCCUGAGCCAGCUCAUCCCUCCACUGGCUUCUUGAGCCACCUGCUGGUCUCCAGCCCAACUGCAACUUCAGCUUCUCUCUCCCCUGGGAAGUUCUGCAGACUUAGCCUUUGCCCACCUUCUCCUUUGCUUAUGUGGAUGGCCCCUCCAUCUGCCCAGUCCCCAAGCCAGGAGGAAGUGAUCCUUGUUGCCCCCCUUCCUUGCCACCCAUGUACCUGUUUGGUCAGUUAAAGAGUGACAGACUCAGCAUUGCCGCUUCCCAACCUGCCUUUGUCACUUGAAGGGAGGACCUCACUGACUGGCCUAGAAAUCCAUGUCUUGCAAGGAUGUAGAACAAUCUUUGGGAAUCAUAGCUCUGAUCAUGCCCUUCAGUGGCUCCUCACAAUCUUCAGAUCAAAAUAAAAAUUCAACAAGGCAGACAAAGAUUCUAGCCCCUGCCUCUGCCAAGCUCUCUUGGCCUCCUGACGUGCCUUCUCCCUUCUGAGGUUUGUGUAAUCCAGCCUUAGCAAACUAGAACCAGUUUCUGGAAAUGACCUGCUGUCCUUUGA